Hydra vulgaris (swiftwater hydra) is the source of this 1265-nucleotide messenger RNA. RefSeq lists its product as uncharacterized. The record is from RefSeq and is a predicted model, not a curated record. Lineage: Eukaryota; Metazoa; Cnidaria; Hydrozoa; Anthoathecata; Hydridae.
UUUUGUUUUCAAACAAAAUAUUGUGCGAUCUUCUUGGAGAUUUUCAACAUGGAUUUGUUCAGUAUAAAAUGGUUGCUGUUUUGCAGAGUUUUCUUAUGCGUAAGAUCGUUUAUAACUAGAUUACCAUGUAUAUCAUACGCUAGCUUUGAUAUAAUAUACAACAAAUAUUAUUAUGGAACCAUUUAUUCAACUUCAUAUGCAACUAAUGUAAACGAUUGUGGCAUUCUAUGCGUCAGAAAUCCAAAGUGUAUUUUUGCAAACUUUAAACUUAGUGAGAUGAAGUGUGAAUUAAUGUCAACAAAUGGUGUUUCAUCAAACAGUAAAAGCGACUUGUUAUGGCAAGUGUUACUCUCCGAUAUUACCAGUAUAACUAAUAUUGGUCCGAUUUGCGAAACAAAUACUCCAUGCGGAAGUAAUAAUUGUAGAGAUAUAUGUUUAACAGUCAAUGAAACUUUGGUUCACAACUACACUUGCUUCGAUACAGUUGAUCUAACGAGCGGGGGAAUGGCAACCUCUUCGUCAAUCAGUUUUGGUGAUCCAGGUUACGCGGCAGCUUCCGCAGUUGACGGAAACCUGAAUUCCUUUAUGACUACUGAUUGUGAUUUGUUAAACUUAAGUUGGUUCCGACUAGAAUUACAAAAUAUAUAUUGGUUAAAUCGAAUUGAUGUUUACAACCGACGAGACUGUUGUCCAGACAGAAUAGUUGGUUCAAAACUAUUUGUAAGCAUAACAGACAAGUCAAAUGAUUUUUACGAGAUUGGGACGUUAACAUCUGAUAUAAAACAAAUGUUUACAGUAUCUAAUUUUGCCAAAUUUGUUAUUAUAAAUAAAGAUUCUGGUUGUCUUCAAUUGGCUGAGAUUUUUGUUUUUAUAUAACAUUCCAAAAUAUUUUCAAGUAAAAACGAACAUUCAUAGAAAUGCUUUCUGAGUUUAUUUAUGUAAAGAAGAAAAAAAUGAUCAACAACAACAACAACAACAACAACAACAACAACAACAACAACAACAACAACAACAACAACAACAACAACAACAACAACAACAGCAACAACAACAACAACAAGAUAUUCAUUUUCAUGCAGUGUUUGUUACAAUAACGUUUAUAUGUCAACAAAAUAGAAAGAAUAGGGAUAGCAACAAUAACAAUUAUAAAAAUUAUUUAUAGGAACAACGAGGUUCAUAGUAACAAGAGUUAAUCAUUAAUUAUUAAAUGCUGUAGCAAUAAUGAUUGUUAUAAAAAAAGUUGUAAUAAUAAUAAUAAUAAAAAC